Glycine soja is the source of this 2376-nucleotide messenger RNA. RefSeq names its product receptor-like protein 7. The record is from RefSeq and is a predicted model, not a curated record. The transcript is spliced from 2 exons. The coding region runs from base 1 to 2376 and encodes 791 amino acids. Gene Ontology annotation, molecular function: protein binding. NCBI's taxonomy places the organism in Eukaryota, Viridiplantae, Streptophyta, Magnoliopsida, Fabales, Fabaceae.
AUGAGAGUUCCAUUUGUUUCAUGGUUUUCUUUCAUUCUCUGCUACCUGCUGUAUCUCACUAUCUACAUCUCUGUUGUCUCUGGCCAAUGUCGUGAGGAUCAACAGUCAUUGCUGCUGCAAUUGAAGAACAACCUUACGUUCAUGCCAGAGAGUUCCACCAAACUCAAGUCUUGGAAUCAAAACAUUGCCUGUUGUCAGUGGAGGGGUGUAACCUGUGAUGAGGAGAGCCAUGUUAUUGGUCUUGACCUGAGUAGAGAGUCAAUCUCUGGUGGAUUUGACAAUUCAAGUAGCCUUUUUGGCCUCCAACAUCUCCAGAAUUUGAAUUUGUCUUUCAAUAACUUCAAUUCAGUGAUUCCGUCCUCAAUCAAUAAGUUAGAGAAUCUAACUUAUCUGAAUUUGGCAUAUGCUGGCUUUUGGGGGAAGAUUCCAAUGGAAAUUUCUCAACUGUCGAGGUUGGUUACCCUCGAUCUCUCAAAUAGUUUUCUACUAGUGGAACUGGAGAUCCAAAAUCUAGGAAUGUUUGUCCGAAACUUUACCAAAAUAAGACAACUUUUUCUAGAUGGUGUGACUAUAUCAGCUCAUGGACUAGCAUGGCAAGCUGCUUUGUUGCAAAUUCCAACUCUGCAAGAACUGAGCAUGGUUUAUUUGCCAGAAACUUUUGCCAAUUUCAGAAAUCUGACAACCUUGAAUCUUGUUGAUUGUCAAUUGAUUGGGAUGUUUCCACAAAGGAUCUUCCAGAUGCCAACGUUAUCCCUUAUUGAUAUAUCAUAUAACAAUGAUCUUCAUGGUUUCUUUCCUGAGUUCCCGCUAAAUGGAUCUCUCCUGAACUUGCUCGUAAGUAACACAAAUUUCUCUGGUCAACUUCCAAAUUCUAUUGGUAAUUUAAGACACUUGUCCUUUCUGGAUCUUUCUUUUUCUCAAUUCAACGGAUCACUACCCAACUCAGUAUCAAAUCUCACCCAACUUGUUCAUCUAGAUUUGCAUUCAAAUAACUUCAGUGGCUCAAUUCUGUCUUUAGGCAUGUGCAAGAAACUCCAAAGUAUAUCCCUCUCGGAUAACUCUUUCACUGGUGCAAUACCUGCUAACUUUGAAGAUCUUGUAAAUUUAGUUGACAUUCACCUACACAAUAAUUUCUUCACUGGAAUGAUUCCCUCCUUUAUAUUCACGCUCCCAUCACUGCAUGAGGUGCAUCUUUCCAACAAUAAAUUUGAAGGUCAACUCUAUGAUUUCAUAAAUGCCUCCUCUAGAAUACAAUGGCUUGAUCUGAGGGGAAAUCAUUUAGAAGGGCCCAUUCCCAUAUCUCUGCUUCAACUCACAAAUCUUCAUGAUCUCAUACUCUCUUACAAUAAGUUCAGCGGCACAGUAGAGCUCAAUAUGCUUAGCAAGCUGAGAAACCUCACUACACUUGACAUUUCAUACAACAACUUGACAAUAAUUGAUGCAUCGACUCCACUGACUCCCUUUCCAUUAUUUCCGAGUUUGUCAUCGGUAAGUUUAGCUUCUUGCAAGUUGACAUCAUUUCCACAAUUCUUGAAAAACCAUUCACUAGUACAUAUUGACCUAUCAAAUAACCUUAUUGUUGGCACUAUACCACAUUGGAUUUGGGAAAACAAUUUUCUUAUGCAUAUCAAUCUUUCAUAUAACUACCUGACUGACUGGGAGAAACCUAUGUUGAACAAUCUGUCUUCUUUGUUCAUCCUUGAUUUUCAUUCAAAUCUUCUCCAUGGACCUCUUCCAACUCUACCCCAAUCUGCUGUCUAUUUAGAUUUUUCAAGUAACAAUUUGAGUUCUGUUAUCUCAUCGAAAAUUGGCAAAUAUCUUGAAAGUACCAUGUUUCUCUCUUUCGCGAGCAAUAAUUUGCAAGGGAACAUCCCAGAAACAAUAUGCAAUGUUCCAAAUCUUAAAGUGCUCGACCUCUCUAAUAAUUCUUUGACUGGCACAAUUCCGAAAUGCUUGAUUGCAAUGAAUGGAACGCUUAGCAUACUAGAUUUAGGGAGGAACAAACUGAGUGGCACUAUUGAUUUUCUUCCUGGCUUGUGUUCCUUAAGAACACUACAUCUAAAUGGCAAUUCUCUACAAGGAAAGCUUCCAAAAUUUCUGGCUAGUUGUGCAACGAUGGAAAUUUUAGACAUUGGUCACAAUCGGAUACAUGAUCAUUUCCCCUGUUGGUUGAAGAACAUAUCCACCUUACGUAUUCUUAUUCUGCAAUCCAACAAAUUACAUGGCUCCCUAAAAUGUGGAGGAGCCAAGGUAGUAUGGCCACACCUUCAGAUUUUUGACCUUGCAUCCAACAAUUUUGGUGGUGGAAUUCCAUUGUCAUUCUUUGGAAACUGGAAAGCAAUGAUAGCUGAUAAAAAUGAUGGGAGCUUGUCCUAG